AUGAGCAGAAUAAUGAUGGCUGGAGCCAUGGUGCUGCUCUCGCUUGCCGCUCCGUCGCUCGCACAAGAGACCUCCCAGCCAUGCGACGCCGACACGUUCCAGAAUCUGACUCUGUUCGGCGGCGAGAUCCUCAACAUCACAACGCAGAUUCACACCAACCUCACUUUUGGCCCCGAAUCCUUCCUGACCCAGACCAACCAGUUCCCAACCAACAUCACCGGCCUCGACGUUUGCGAAGUCACCGUCACGUACACGCACCCGGGCCAGAAUGACACCAUCAAUGCCCUAAUGUGGCUGCCCCAAUCCGAAAACUGGAACGGCCGCUUCAUGGGCAUCGGAGGCGGCGGCUGGGCCACUGGUUCGGGAGUCGUCACGCUUCAACGGCCCGCGGCAGAUGGGUACGCCGCCAUCAUCACCGACGGCGGGCACCCGAUGGUGCCACCCGAGAGCGAACCGCCCUUUUGGGGCUUGACGAGCACUGGAAACGUCAAUUGGGCGCUUCUGCAGGACUUUGCGGCGGUUGCGCUCGAUGAUGCCGCGACGCUGGGGAAGGGUAUCGUCAGGGCGUUCUAUGGCCGUUCGCAGGACUACUCGUACUGGAAUGGGUGCUCGACGGGUGGAAGGCAGGGGCAUAUGAUGGCUCAGCGCUAUGCGGAUCAGUUUGAUGGCAUUCUGGCGACGGCGCCGGCCAUUAAUUGGAACGAGUUUCUCAUCGCCGAGUAUUGGCCGCAAUUGAUCAUGAACGAAUUGGGAGAAUACCCGAGUCCCUGCGAGCUCGAAGCCGUCCGCCUAGCGGCACUCGAGGCCUGCGACUCCCUAGACGGCGUCGAAGACGGCGUCAUCUCCUAUCCUGGCCAAUGCGACUUCGACGCGAGCACCGCAGUUGGCAAAGUCUACAACUGCACGCUAACCGGCGAGAACGUCACCGUCACCUCCGCCGCCGCCACCGUCGCCAACGCCACCUGGGCCGGCCCCGUCGACGCCAACGGAAACUCGCUGUGGUACGGCCUCACCCCCGGCACGACAUUCGACGCCCUCGUCAACAUCAGCUGCACCGACGACGCCUGCGUCGGAAACCCAUUCAGCAUCCCCAAAGACUGGAUCAGCAUCUUCCUCGAACGCGACCCGGACUUCGACAUGACGACCAUCAACCGCACCUCCUUCGCCAGACUGAUGCGCCAGUCUGUCAACAGAUACGACUCGAUCACCGGCACCAACGAUCCCGACCUCACCGACUUCCGCGCCGCGGGCGGUAAAUUGCUCACCUGGCACGGCCUGGCGGAUCAGUUGAUCUUCCCGAACGGCACGUCGAGCUAUGCGGAGCGGGUCAAGGCGCUCGACCCCGAUGCCGAUGAGUACUACCGCUACUUCGAGGCCCCUGGUAUCUUCCACUGCGGUUCCGGGCCCGGAUGGUUUCCGGGCGACGCCCUGCAGAGUCUGGUCGACUGGGUGGAGAAUGGGGUUGCGCCGGAGGUGUUGGAGGCGAGGGCCAUUCCGGAUAUGUGGCCGGGGGUGCCGGGCGGUGCGACGGAGAUGAGGAGCGCGAAUCUGUGUCGGUAUCCGAAGGUGAUGGUCUAUAAUGGGGGCGAUCCGAAUGUGGCGGAGUCGUUUGGCUGUCAGUGA
Molecule: messenger RNA, 1623 nt
Organism: Cyphellophora europaea CBS 101466
Lineage: Eukaryota; Fungi; Ascomycota; Eurotiomycetes; Chaetothyriales; Cyphellophoraceae
Exons: 2
Coding region: 1-1623 (540 amino acids)
Source: RefSeq, a predicted model, not a curated record